Molecule: messenger RNA, 4539 nt
Organism: Tachysurus vachellii
Lineage: Eukaryota; Metazoa; Chordata; Actinopteri; Siluriformes; Bagridae
Gene: scamp1
Product: secretory carrier membrane protein 1
Exons: 9
Coding region: 140-1153 (337 amino acids)
Biological process (GO): protein transport
Cellular component (GO): recycling endosome membrane; trans-Golgi network membrane
Source: RefSeq, a predicted model, not a curated record
UUUUGCAGCUGCAGACCAGUGGAGAGUUUGUAGCUGCUGCCGCCGCCGCUGCUGCUGUGUGCAGGAGAGGGUUAAAAAAUUAGUGUGUUUUGUUAAAGGUUUUAUUGUUCUUGUAGCGUGAAGACAGUUCGUUGACAAAAUGUCGGAUUUCGACAGCAACCCUUUCGCGGAUCCGGACUUCAGCAACCCUUUUCAGGAUCCCUCAGUCACACAAGUAACGCGGAACGCGCCACCCGGCCUGGAGGAGUACAACCCGUUUACAGAUACAAAACCAGCUCCACCUGGCUCAGGGCCCAAAGUCCCACCCACUGCUAACACACAGCCCGCCAUCAUGAAGCCCACCGAGGAACCUCCAGCUUAUUCACAGCCGCAACAAACGCAGGAUCAGGCACGGGCCCAGGCUGAGUUGCUGAGGAGGCAGGAAGAGUUGGAGAGGAAAGCAGCAGAGCUCGACCGCAGAGAGAGAGAGAUGCAGUCACUCAAUGCCUCUGGAGGGAGGAAAAACAACUGGCCACCGCUGCCUGAGAAGUUUCCUGUGGGUCCCUGUUUCUACCAUGACAUAUCAGUGGACAUCCCAGUGGAGUUUCAGAAGACAGUUAAGAUCAUGUACUACCUGUGGAUGUUCCACACAGCAACACUAUUCCUGAACAUCUUCGGCUGCUUGGCGUGGUUUUGCGUCGAUUCGUUGCGUGGUGUAGACUUUGGCCUGGCCAUGCUGUGGUUCAUGCUCUUCACUCCCUGCUCAUUCGUCUGCUGGUACAGACCUCUGUAUGGAGCGUUCAGGAGUGACAGCUCUUUCCGCUUCUUUGUAUUUUUCUUCGUCUAUAUUUGUCAGUUUGGUGUCCAUGUGAUGCAGGCUAUUGGCAUCACAGGCUGGGGAGUCAGUGGGUGGAUCUCUGCCUUAACCGGCCUUAAUAAAAGUAUUCCUGUUGGCAUCAUCAUGAUCCUGAUUUCUGCUCUGUUUACCGCCUCUGCUGUCAUCUCUCUCAUCAUGUUUAAAAAGGUCCACGGGCUGUAUCGGACCACUGGUGCCAGCUUUGAGAAGGCCCAACAAGAAUUUGCCACCGGUGUCAUGUCCAAUAAAACAGUCCAAACAGCGGCCGCUAACGCCGCUUCUACAGCUGCUCGCGGAGCAUUCAAAGAGCAGUUCUGAUUGGCCGAGAGAGAGCAGGCCUAACUUUAAGCUCCUCCCACUUUCUCCCUUUUUCAUUCUUUCUUACUGUAUUCCUUUGACAUGAGUCACCUGUAAGCUUGUCUCAGAUGUGGAGGAUCCUCAACUCCGCCCCUUUCAUCGACUCUGUGCACUCCAUUGGCUGACUGAGACUCCACACUUUUCACUCAGCAGAUGCACUCAACUGGCUGUUGCGCACAGAUGGUUAUGCUGUGUGUGUGCGUGCACACAUGUGUGCGCGUGUGUUUGUGUGUGUGUGUGCACUCUUAUACUCCAGUCACUCCAGGUCUGAUUGAGUGUGCUGACUCAUGCUCCUCAUUAAAACAAAAAACAGGUAAUGUUAUCAGCAAGGAUUCUCUCCACUUGCUGUGAACAUCCAAAGUGGACAGAGUUUUGAAAGGCUUUCCAAGUCAUCAACACAAUCUCCUAUCUCACACCAACAAGCAUUUCAUUCCUGCCUCUCAUUGGCCAGUAGGAAUGUCCCUCACCGUAUGCACCCAAUGGGAGAUUCAGGUGGCUCUUCUGUUGCUUUUUUUUAAUCUCCGAUUCUGCCUUACACGCUGUUCCUGCUUUACUGAAAAUAUGUUGAAGCUCCUUCACUUCACUUCUGAGGCUUGUUUAAUGACCUACAAACACCUGAGUUGGGUUUGACAUGCUUGAGAAGUUCACUAAGCCUCAGUUCAGGUCCUGAUUCAGAAGUUUUACGUGCUGAUGUGAAGCAAAAACCCCGAUAGAAGACACUGUCUGCGAAGAAAGUCUCCCACUUCUGUUUUACUAAUGGCACGCUCCUGAGAUGUAGAAAAAUCAAGAAAAGAUGAUACCAUGCUAGUUUUGGAGUGCGUGUAUGUGUGUGUGAGAGAGUGUACCAAGUGAAUUUGUGUGAGUCUUAAGCCGAUUAACUCCACAGCAAGUGAUCUCACUUAGGUUUAUAAAUUGAAGUUGUCUUAUCAUUUCUGUCCAACAGGACACUUUAGAUUUUAGAUUAUGUUUUUGUAUUUAUCAUUAACUCUUCUGGACUCUUCGGGACAUUUUUGGCCAUUAGGUUGCAUAGUUUUUCCAUGUUUUGGCCAUAUCUUUUAUCUGUGUUUCAGUUAGAGGAAAUAUUUUUUGGGACAAAACUUUAUAUAACAUGUACUUUGGAAAGAGUAUUUAGAAUAUUUGACCAGGUCUAUAGUUUUCUGUAUUCAAAUGGUCUCGAAGCGUAUGUGCGAUUUUUAUGUGUCCAUUAAUUUAAUUAAAUUAAUUUUAUAUAAAAAUAUAUCAGAUUAAUAUUUUGUUUUCAAAUAUUUUUUGCUUAAAUCUGUUAAUCAACCUCAGUUCUAAUCAAAACUACUAAAUCUUUAAAAUAAAAAUUAGUGAUGUCAUGAAUUUGCAUAAAAAAUGCACACAAAAUGACUUAUUUUUAAUAUAAAAAAGCAAACUGGAUUUUUUUUAUUAUACAUAUUAUUAGAGUAUUGGAUAGGUCAAAGAUUAACAACAUAAAGAUUACUAACAACAUUGUGGCUCUGAAAAUAGCAUUGUGGAUACCCCAAGGUGGCCCAUGUAUGCCCAAAGAUCAACGUCGUCCACCUUGGUCCGAUUUUUUUAUGGUGCCCAUGGAGGUUGUUCAUUCUGACAAAGAGAUUAACUAUUUCCUUGAUAAAUAAAUAAAUUAAAUGUGGAAGUAGCAUACUGGGUUGGUCCUGGAGUCACACCUCUAGCAGCCGGGGGGGGGAGUUGUCUCAGCAUUGGUCGGAAACCAUACUACUCCAUUUCUCCCAAUCCACACAGAUUCAGGAUCCUCUGAAUACACCUCCGCUUCUGCGGAGGAAUCUACGGAGGAUGAUAAAGGUGCCACAACAAACUCAGCAUCUAAUCCUCCUGAUUCAGUCGUGUCAGGAGCAGAUGGGAUAUUUCUGCCACUUUGCCUGUACUAAUUCUUCUCUUUAUGCCUCUCAGUAUGGUGCUUGCUGCUCUUCUUACCAUCAAAUGACAAAUGAUUAGAAGGACAGCAUGCAAGUGUUUAAAUAAACACCUUUUUCUCACCAUUAAAAGGCAGCAAGCACAUAAAUAAAACUCACUCUGUCUCACACACAGUCUGCACUUUUUAACAUCGAUAGAGUUUGUUUUUAGUUUAAUACAUGUAGACAAAUUGUAUUUCUGAGAACUGAGGUGUAUAUUAUGAUUCUUUCUGACAUAUUAUGGUCUCUCUCUGUCACACACGCACACUCACAUACAUACAAACCUCUGAUUACUCCAUAGAACGGCAUGUAAAAAUGCCUGAAAAUAAGCUUUUUUUUUAUUGCACAGGCCUGUGUAAUGGGUCAAUGGCCCAAUUAUUUGGUCAACAGUAAAAAUUGCAAAUCUUACCUCUUCCUUACCGCUUCAUGUCAUGGGCUGUGCAGUGGGGGGAAACAUCCCUGAUAUGUAAAUGAGGGCAAAAAAAAUCAAAUCUAAUGCUGCACAAAAACUAACAAUCCAUAAAAGCAAAUGUUAUUAGUAAUCUUUGACAUAUCCAAGACUGUAGUAAAAAAAAAAUCCAGUUCAAUUUUUUACUUUAAAAAAAAAGUUUUUUUUAGUAGUUUUGACUAGAACUGAGGCUGAUUAACAGAUUUCUGCAAAACAAUUAGAAAAAAUAUUAAUCUGAUAUAUUUUUAUAUGUUUAAUUUAGUGGAUGUUUUUGGCCAUGAACAUCACGAAAGGGCAGUAUAUUUAAAGUGUCCACAAUGAUUGAUUAAUGCAACCAUGAGCUCUGAGCAACAAGUAUCUGAGAAACACUCCUAAUUAUGAGUCUAUUAUGUCUUGAGACUGUGUGUGUGGUGUAGUCUCAGUCACUUCUUUGCAGUAUUCACUUCAAAACUGUUUCUUUACUUAGCUUAGUUUUGAAUUGUUCGCCCCUUUCCAUUUCUUUUUGCUGUUGUAGGGUUUCUGAUUCUAUCAUCUUGAGAUGAGCUGCUGCAAGUUGUUCUUCCUUUUUUAAAACUUUGUUUCAACAAAUGGCACCUGAAUGUUUGUUCUAUAUUAACGCAAAUCAAAUUGGAAAGUCCAUAGAAAGAUGUAACGUGAGCCUGUGCGUGCGUGUGUUGCGUUGAAUUGUGGCUUUUAAGUUGUGAUUUUUGAACUCAAUGACAUUAUUAGUUGAAACACUGAGGAGGUGGUGAUGCGAAGUUCGUUCGAGCAAACCGAAGGGAUAUUUGUAUAUUUUGUAAAAAAAAAAAAAAAAAAGAAUAAUAAUAAUAAUUGACGAGUGGUUGCCUGUUGUCCUGAAUAAUUUCAUUGUACUGUACAAAUGCACUCUUGUCUCCCUCUGCAGUCGCAUGUUGAGUAGUUUGAGUUUUGUAUAUUUAUUGUAUUAACACAGAAAUAAAAUAAGAAAAUGGACUAUUUAA